AUGACCACCGACAGCUCCCUGUCUCUGCUCUUCAGCAUAGUGGCUUUCUUGUUCGAGUGCGUCGUGCUACUCUGCAUGUCUCCCCUGAUCGGUUCCGGUCCACUCCAGGCGGUCAUGAAAACAGCUGUCCGCACCCUGCUCGGCUCUCCCGGCAAGUUCGAGUACCUUCUAGAGCUUGAAUAUGACGAUCAUAUCGGUGAUAGCCCUUCGAAUACUUGGGAGGCCUGCCAAUACCUAUGUAUUAUCGCGAUUAUGUCCCUGCCUGCGGCUGCAACUUACUUCAUCUUCAGCACCUUCAUCGGAAGGUUCUGUGAAUACCCUUCCCACAAGCCAAAGCCCUACGAUACUGCGCAGUUGCUGCCGGACACUGCGCACCAUGAGACGUGUCGCAGCGGAGACAUGUUUGGCCAUCGCCCAUCUAGUAUACAUGGCCCGGGCUUUUCACCUCUCCCUCAACCUGAGAUUCAAGCACCUCCAAUCUUCCUGGCCAAACCUUUCCCAUACAAGAACUUCGAACCCUUCUGCGGCCGCGAACGUCCUCCCAGACAACUGGGGCCUGUUUUCCCUCUACCAACCACCGAUAGAAGGACGUUCCUUGAAAAAGACAUAUAA
This is a messenger RNA of Ascochyta rabiei, 612 nucleotides long. RefSeq lists its product as uncharacterized. The record is from RefSeq and is a predicted model, not a curated record. Lineage: Eukaryota; Fungi; Ascomycota; Dothideomycetes; Pleosporales; Didymellaceae. The coding region runs from base 1 to 612 and encodes 203 amino acids. The transcript has 2 exons.